ACCAAACAUACGACCCGUCUAAACCACGCCUUAGAUUAAAGAUCUUAAUCAUUGCGGACUUUAGUCGUUACCAUUUCUUUCUUUUAAUUUGAUUGUAUCGCCGAUUGCGCUUACUCCUCAAAAUGGCCUCCGAAAAGAAGGACAAGCUCGAGCCUCAAAUUAAAUCCGUCGACAUGUCGGAAGAUAUGCAGCAGGAGGCUGUCGAAGUCGCUAUCGAGGCUAUGGAAAAGUACCACAUUGAGAAGGAUAUUGCUCAAUACAUCAAGAGAGAAUUUGAUUCUCGCAAAGGUGCUACAUGGCACUGUGUGGUCGGAAGGAACUUUGGCAGCUUUGUCACGCACGAAACGAAGCAUUUUAUCUACUUCUAUCUCGGUCACUGCGCCAUCCUACUCUUCAAGACACAAUAGAUUACAACGGGCAUCAGACCCAUAUACUACGGUUCGAACCGAAAAUCGCCCGUCGGAGCUCACAGCAUACCAUGGCGUAUGCUAUUCCAAGGCUCCCAUACCACUUUGUCACGAUUCCCCAACCACAGCGAGAGGGUGUAUUGAAACCAGAGCACUUUAUAGUUACCUCCGCGUGCUUUUUCUGUUACUAAGUUUACUGUUCGGUGUUAUUAUUGGCAAAAUAAAUCUCUCUGGAAUUAUAGUCGAGAACACGCCAGAUCCUGCCGUAUGCCUGCCACGUAAACACAUGCAUAACCAACUCCUCACUUUGCCGAUUAUUCCAAUAAAGUAUUCAACUCUGCAAGUGAAUAAC
Molecule: messenger RNA, 759 nt
Organism: Aspergillus versicolor CBS 583.65
Lineage: Eukaryota; Fungi; Ascomycota; Eurotiomycetes; Eurotiales; Aspergillaceae
Product: dynein light chain DYN2
Exons: 7
Coding region: 123-407 (94 amino acids)
Biological process (GO): cilium assembly; microtubule-based process
Cellular component (GO): cytoplasmic dynein complex
Molecular function (GO): dynein light intermediate chain binding; dynein intermediate chain binding
Source: RefSeq, a predicted model, not a curated record